Molecule: messenger RNA, 9744 nt
Organism: Macrobrachium nipponense
Lineage: Eukaryota; Metazoa; Arthropoda; Malacostraca; Decapoda; Palaemonidae
Product: tetratricopeptide repeat protein 28-like
Molecular function (GO): protein binding
Source: RefSeq, a predicted model, not a curated record
GAUAUGAAGCGGCAUUAUGUAAUAAGUAUAUAAUAAACUCUUAAAAAAAAUAAAUAAAGACAUCUUAACAUAAACCUUGCUAAACUACCUCAUACAAAGUUCCUGAAAUUUGAUUGGUCAGAAUCACAGUCCAUUCUGUCUCCCGUGUACCGUUAAGUCAAGAAAAGAUUGGACCUUACAAUUUAAGUUACAAUUUAUGUGUAUAUUUAAGCAUAAGCAGUGAGCGAUUGUAGUCGACGCGAGGGACUAAUUCGUCCUAUUCCUAAGAUUGUGGUGAUUGUUUUUUUUUUCUGUGAGGAUGUAACUGAGAUACCCGACAAGAAGGGCAGGCCCAUUUGCAUCUGGAUUGGUAUUUGAACUUGAAGGAAAAACGACUGGUUUACAAUGCUAGAAGUUAAUCAUUUUCCAUCAGAGAGAAAACCUUGAGGACUGGAAAUAAAUUUUGUUCCUAUGCUCUAGAAGAGCUGAAGUGAUUUAGUGCCUUAACCUUGCAGUUUAAAAUGCGGUUAUUUAUCUGUGAGCCCUCCGCGAUUUUGAGUGUGCUCUUAUGUUAAACGAGCAUCACGAUGUGGAACAAGAUGAUGCCACACUUAGGAGAAUCCGCGGGACUUCAGGAAUCAGUGCCAAAUGUCAUUUUCGUUAAGUAUCGACUGGUUUGACGCGCGCGUGCGUAGGGCGGUUGGAAUGCGACUGGAAAUAGAUAAAGAGAAGCCGAGAGAAACACAAACAAAACGGUCGAUUUUAAUCACUUUGCCCUGAUGAUUCCUGUGGCCAAUCCAGGUGCAAUGGAGCGCCUUGAUCCACGCAAGAAAAAGACAAGUGCCGGCAAAAGUCUCACCAAGUUGGAGGUUGACGGCGAAGGUGAUGGCGGUGGAUCGAAAGCGCUCUUCCUGGAGAAGGUUCGGCAGAGCAACGCGGCGUGCCAGUCGGGGGACUUCGAGACGGCCGUGGCACUCUACACGGAGGCCAUAGCUCUCGACCCCCACAAUCACAUCCUCUACUCCAACCGCUCGGCCGCCCACAUCAAGCUCGCCAAGUUCGCGCACGCCCUCCAGGAUGCCACCAAGGCGCGCGAGCUCAACCCCAAGUGGCCUAAGGCGUACUACCGCCAAGGGGUGGCGCUACAGUGCCUGGGGCGCCAUGCAGACGCCCUGGCCGCCUUCAGCAGCGGCCUGGCACAGGACCCGAAGUCUUUGCAGCUCUUGGCCGGACUCGUCGAGGCCGCCAUGAAAAGUCCUCUGAGAGCUACACUGGAACCCACCUACCGCCAGCUGCAGACGAUGCGCCUGGACAAGUCGCCCUUCGUCAUCAUAUCCGUCAUAGGGCAGGAGCUGCUCGCCGCAGGGCACUACGCUGCCGCCGUGGUCGUCCUUGAGUCCGCCCUCAAGAUUGGCACCUGCUCCUUGAAGCUCAGGGGUUCGGUGUUCUCCGCCCUGUCCUCCGCCUACUGGGCUCUGAACUCCCUGGAUAAGGCGGUGUCGUACAUGCAGCAAGAUUUAGCGGUGGCCAAGUCGCUGGGGGACAUCGCCGGCGAGUGCCGUGCCCAUGGCAACCUGGGCAGUGCCUACUUCUCCAAGGGCAACUACAAAGAGGCCCUCACGUCCCAUCGGUACCAGCUGGUUCUCGCCAUGAAGUGCAAAGACACCCAAGCGGCCGCUUCAGCGCUCACGAGCCUAGGUCACGUCUACACCGCGAUCGGCGACUACCCAAAUGCCCUGGCCUCGCACAAGCAGUGCGUGCAACUGGUCAAGCAGAUGGGCGACAAGCUGCAGGAGGCUCGAGAAAUCGGGAACGUGGGCGCCGUCUACCUGGCCAUGGGCGACUUCGACAACGCCGUCGACUGCCACAUGGAACACCUGCGCAUCGCCAAGCACCUGAACAACAAGGUGGAGGAGGCCAGGGCCUACAGCAACCUCGGCUCCAGCCACCACUACAAGCGCAACUUCGACCAAGCCAUCGCUUUCCACAACCACGUCCUGCGCAUUGCUCAAGAUUUGGGGGACAAGACCAUCGAGGCCCGGGCCUACGCAGGGUUAGGUCACGCCGCCCGAUGCAUGAGCGACUACGGGCAGGCCCAGAGGUGGCACGAGAAGCAGCUGGACAUGGCGCUCAGCACCAAGGACAAGGUGGCCGAAGGUCGGGCGUGUUCCAACCUGGGCAUCGUCUACCAGCUGAUGGGGCACCACGACGCGGCCCUCAAGCUCCACCAGGCUCACCUCAACAUCGCCCGCCUCCUGCAGGAUCGGGCGGGCAUGGGCAGAGCCUACGGGAACAUCGGCAACGCCUACUCCGCCAUGGGAUACUACGAACAGGCCAUCAAGUACCACAAGCAGGAGCUGACCAUCAGCAAAGAGGUCAACGACCGCAUGAGCGAGGCGUCGACGCACGGGAACCUGGCCGUGGCGUACCAGGCCCUUGGGAUGCACGAAAUGGCCCUUCUCCAUUACCACUCUCAUCUCAACAUCGCCAGGGAGCUGAAGGACACGGCUGGAGAGGCCUGUGCGUUGCUCAACCUCGGGAACUGCCACUCCUCCAGAGGGGAGUUCGUGCAGGCGGUGCCCUACUACGAGCAGUACUUGAUGCUGUCCCAGGAGCUGCACGAUACCGAAGGGGAGGCUAGGGCGUGUCACUUCCUCGGAUACGCGCAUUACUGCCUCGGGAACUUUAAGGAGGCUAUUAGGUAUUACGAUCAGGACUUGGCAUUAGCAAAAGACCUUCAGGACCGCAAGUCGAUGGGACGAGCCUAUUGUAACUUAGGCCUAGCUCACUUGGCCCUGGGGAAUUCGGAGACAGCCCUCGAGUGCCAGAAGUACUUCCUUGCAUUAGCUCACAUGAUGAAGCACCUACAAGGAAAGUUCCGCGCCCUUGGAAACAUAGGCGACGUCCUCAUGAAGAUGAAGAAUUAUGACGAAGCUGUCAAGGUCUACCAGAAGCAGUUGGUUCUGGCAAAGCAGUCGCGGGAUAAAGUACUCGAAGCUUCGGCAUACGGUGCCCUUGGCCUUGCCCACAGACUCCUCAAGUGUUUUGACAAAGCUCUUGGUUAUCACACACAGGAGUUAACCAUCAGGCAAGAAAUGGGAGACAUCAAAGGUGAAUGCAAGGCCCAUGGUCACCUGGGUGCAGUCCACAUGUCUCUUGCUAAUUACACAAAUGCCAUGAAGUGCUACGAGGAACAACUGGAAAGAGCCAAAGAACUUAAGGAUGCAGCCAUGGAAGCCCAAGCAUUUGGAAAUCUUGGUAUUGCUCGUCUGAACAUGGGUCACUUUGAGGAUUCUAUUGGAUAUUUGGAGCAACAGUUGGCGACGUUGGAACAGCUAUCCACCACCACAGCCGUGAUUGAUAAGGGUCGUGCUUUUGGAAACCUUGGGGACUGCUACGAUGCUCUUGGGGAUUCUGAAGAGGCUAUAAAGUGUCAUGAACAGUACCUGGCUAUUGCUCUUAAAACCAAGAGUCCUAGAGACCAGGAGCGUGCUUACAGGGGACUCGGCAGCUCUCACCGCUGCGUUGGUAACUUACAACAGGCUCUUGUCUGCUAUGAGAAGAGGCUAGUUGUUUCUCAUGAGGUCAACACCCCAGCCUCAAAAUGCUCUGCUUAUGGAGAACUUGGUCACAUACAUUCCUUGCUAGGGAAUUUUGAGCAGGCAAUCUCUUGUAUGGAACACCAACAUAAGAUAGCAAGGGAUUUAGGGGACAAAUUAUGUGAAGCUGAGGCAGCAUGUGGUCUUGGGACAGUCUAUCAACAAAUGUGUGAAUACUCAACGGCUCUUCGAUAUCACCAGUUGGAUCUUCGAAUAGCAGAGGAAUUGAGUAACCCAGCAGAACAGGGCAGAGCGCAUGGAAAUAUUAGUCUUGCCUAUGAAUCUUUAGGAAAUUUUGAAGAAGCUGUUACCCAUGGGGAGCAACACCUAAGUAUUGCAGCACAAAUGAAUGACAAGGUGGCAAAAACCUUGGCAUACUCAUCGUUGGGUCGUGUACACCAUGCUCUGGGUAAUACUACACAGGCAGUGGCUUACUUGCAGCAAGGACUUCAGAUUGCUGAACAGCUUGGAAGACGUGAAGAUGAAGCAAAGAUUCGACACCGUUUAGGCAUGGCGCUGUGGGGCCACGGAGACUUGGAUGCUGCUCAAACUCAGCUGGACAGAGCAGCUCACUUGUUAGACACUAUCCGGAGAGAUGCUCGUGGCUCGCAGGAUUAUCGCUUAUCCCUGUUUGAUUUGCAGACGGCCUCUUACCAGGCUUUACAACGAGUUCUUGUGGGCUUAGGCCGCAACGAAGAUGCCCUCUUAGUGGCUGAACGAGGAAGAACGCGAGCAUUUGUAGACCUGCUUUUGGAAAGGCAAGGUGCUACUACUUCCUCACGAGCUUCUAGAAUUGAAGACUCGACGCCAUCUUCCGUUGAUCAAAUUGUUGAGAUUGUAAACAGGCAGAAAGCUUCAGUUUUGUAUUACAGUAUAGCUGCUGGAUGCUUGUAUAGUUGGCUAAUUGUCCCAAAUAAAGGUAUUGUGAAGUUCCACGAAGUGAGUGUUAGUGAAGUUGAGGCAGAACGUGAAGGUGACUGUAGUGAAGAUACUACAGGAACAUCUGGUUCCCUAUUAGAACACUAUAUUCAGUCUGUUCGCGAUGCACUUGGUGUUGAGUGUGGUGCAGGUGUUUCCCGGGGAGGCAUUGCUAGUGAAACUGAAAGUGAAGCUGGUGACAUGUGGAAUGCUCAUUUGGAAGAGUUAGGUGAUAAACUUAAUCAUGAAGCAGACAGAACUGGCUUUUUGCGUAUGGUGAAUCGUAAUCAUCUUUUCAACUCUUCUAAUUACUCCUUAUCCUCUUUGUUUUCCUUGGGAUCAGUUAGUGGAUCUAUUGCCUCGGGUCCAGCUUCUCGACCUGGGUCAACCCGAUCAAGAAGAGUUACCUGGCAAGGUCCAUCUUGUUUGCGAUCUUUGUACGAACUGCUCAUAGCACCGAUGGAGGACCACCUGCCUGAUACCGGUGUAACCCGGGAGCUCAUGCUGGUGUUGGAGGGAGAUUUGUACCUUGUGCCUUUCCCAGUUUUGAAGGGAACCAAUUGCAACGACUAUUUGUGUGAACGUUAUUCAUUACUUGUGGUUCCAUCAAUUAGUGCAUUAAGAGUUAGCCAGAGAUCUAAGAAUUCAAAACCUAGUGGUGAACAAACUUCUGCAUUAGUUAUAGGCAAUCCAAAAUUACCUAGCACAGUGACUGAACAGUGGGGAUGGGGGGAAAUUCCUUACGCUGAACAAGAAGCAAAUAUAGUGGCUGAAAUGUUGCAAACAAAGGCUCUCACAGGGGCCUGUGCAAAUAAAGAAUCGAUACUCCGUCUGAUUUCGCAGGUGGAAUGCAUUCACCUGGCAUCCCACGUGUCUUGGAAACUCUCUGCAGUUAUUCUCUCACCUGGAGAGUUUGUUGAAUCGAGAUCUUCGAAAAGGUUAUCCCACUCUUCUCAACCCGAGGCUAUUCACGAGCAUCUGGACGAGGAAGGAUCGGAAAUAGCAUCAACUAUUGACCUUCCCGCACUAUCAGAGUUCCUGUUGACGGCUGCGGACAUAUUAAAUUUGAAGCUGAGAGCCAAGCUGGUGGUCGUGUCAUCGUGCCAUACGCGUGACCACCAUGGACGAGCAAACAGUGAUGGUGUUGUUGGCCUGACCCGGGCCUUGUUGGCUGCUGGAGCUCAGUGUGUUUUGGUCUCUCUCUGGCCUGUGCCAGACACAGCUGUGAAAAUUCUCUUCAGAACGUUCUAUUCAUCGCUGCUCCAGGGUGCACGGGUGAGUCGAGCAUUGUCAGAAGCACAACAGACAGUACAAACAACCAAACACUUUGCUCAUCCUGCUAACUGGGCUGGUUUCUUGCUGGUUGGAGCAGAUGUUAAACUUUCCAAUAAGGUUGCUCUUAUGGGGCAGGCCUUGUGUGAACUUCUGCGCACCCCUGACAAAUGUAGGGAUGCUCUUCGAGUCACUUUACAUUUGGUCGAAAAGUCUCUUCAACGCAUCCAUCGGGGUCACAGAAAUGCCAUGUACACAACGCAAAAGUCUAUCGAGAAUAAGGUUGGCAAUGUCAUGGGAUGGAAAGAUCUUCUCAUGAGCGUAGGAUUUAGGUUCGAACCAGCAGCCAAUGGAAUCCCCAGCAGCGUCUUCUUCCCUCAGAGUGACCCGGGCGAGAGGCUGACCCAGUGCUCUGCCAGUCUACAAGCCUUGCUAGGUCUUUCACAAACUUCUCUUCAAGCUGUGUCCAAACUUCUAGAUUCCCCAGAAUACGCAGAGGAUGUAAUUUCUGUCAUGCGUGCCGUCAUUACCCAGUUUACCAUCAAAGAUUUGGAAAGCGAGUCUAUCGAGGUUCCUGUACACGUCAAGCUGUGGAGGGUCAACGGAUGCCAUGAAUUACUUGCUUCACUAGGGUUCGAUUUGAUGGAAGUUGGUCGGGAUGAAGUUACUUUACGUACAGGAAAACAAGCCAAUAAACGCAAUAUCCAGUUUGCUCAUCAAGCGUUGCUGGCCCUUUUUGACACACAGGAAGCCCCAAAGAGUCUUAGCGUCGACUCUAGCAGUAGCCUGGAGUCAUUAGUCAGCACAGAUGAUGAAGACGAAUCAGUAGCUGCUCCCCCUCCCCCACCACCACCCUCCCAGCCACUCCUACCACAUCGCACAGCCCCCCUUCUCUUGGGUCGUGGGGCUUUUUCUAGUUAUGUGAGAAACAGGGGAGAGCCAGAUGGCGCGCGAGCCUCCACCAGCGAACAGAAGGGAAGGGAGAGUGACGCUGCUUUCACACCAUCCCCAGUUGAUCCUGUUGCCAAGUAUUCAAGAGCAUUUCGCUCCCCUCAUGAGCCCCCAAGUGACACUGGAUCCCCACAGCCAUCACCUCGCCUUUCUGUCACUCUUGCGCACCAGAACAAAAUUCGAUCCAUGUAUACCUCUGCAUCACCAGCAAGUGAUGGAGGAGGCAAACGCCCAGACAGUUCCAGCAGCACUAGCAGUAUGACUGACUGGGAGAGUGGCCAGGCUACAGUGCGGCGUCAGCCUCUCGCAAAGCCAAUUGUUGCUCCAAAGGCACCUAUUUCCUCCCAUAGUCGAGUUAGUGAUGUGAGUGCUGGUUUCAUGCGUCCCCAGUAUGUCUCUCUUAACAAAAGUAAUUCACAAGCUUCCUCUGGAUUUGAAUCGCAGAGUUCAGAUUCAGACUUUGGACCAAGGAGGACAGGUACUGUUAGAAGUGUAUACACGACAGUUGGAAGUGCGGCUACAUUGAAACUUAGUAAGAGUGCGACUAUGGACACCUUAGAUAGGCUGAGUGUUCGUACCGAGGUAGGACGCCCAACUCUCAGUGGGCCGCGGGGUCGAAGGGAUAGGAGUAGUGAAAGAGAAUUAGCAGCUGAGGCUGCUGAAGGUCAAACCUCAGGUGCCAGUAAUAAUGUCACAUCCCCAGCAACUUCAGAAGCAAAUGAAAAUAGGCAGGUUGUGGUUCAAGCUCGCAAGAUGCCUGAAGUACAGCUUGACUCCUCAAUCGGAAGAUUAUUACGUCCACGAACUAAUCAUGCUGCAACUAUUCAUGAAAAUGAUUCGCUGUAUAAUUAUCGAUCCGGCGAUGAAAUGUCCUUAAAAAUGGGACAUAUGGGGCAUAAAAGCAUACAGGAUCACAUAAUUGCAACGCAAAUGUCACGGCUGAAUAGGGAAAUGCCAAUCAGUGAUGUCUAUCACGAAAGAAACUUAGGCUUAGGUCUGGCACCACCACUGUCUAAACUUCUGAUGUCUGCUGCUCAGCCAAUUGUUGCCUCCGACCAUGGGGAUGCUGAAAGUAAGUCAGCCUCUGAAGACAGUUUUGGGAACUUUGACAAACUUUCCCUCGCUGAUGAUAACCAAUUGGCUCUACCCCCUAAACCUGAUUUUAAGCCUAAGCCACCGCCUAUACCUCCCAAGCGCUUUGGUCCUAAACCUUGGGUCUCUGCUCACCCCCAGGUCCAGAAUAUGGGAGUUAGUUUAGACACUUCUGCUGGUCUUCCUCAGUCAGGAGUGGUAUCUGAACUGAGUAGGAGGGACGAAGGAGAUGGUCGAUCCAUGACAGACUCUCAUUAUUCUGGUUAUUCUCCAUCACGAACAAAUGGAACUAAUAAACCAGGAGAUCUUACCAAUGCUGGCCCGUCAUCUUCACAAGGAAGAAGUUAUUAUGAUUUAAAAGGGGGUGUAGGGAGUGCCGAAAGAGAGCAAGAUACUAUGGGAACUGUUUCGUCGUCUGGAAUGUCUGGCAUGGCUGCACGUUCAGACGAGCCACUUUUGCACACUGUUGCUGAGCUGCACACUUAUGCAGCCUUUAACCCAGCUUACGAAAAUGAUGAACCCAUGGCCGUUGGUUCUGUAGGUGCACGGAUUGGCUCUUCAGAAAUAGCAGAAUACAUGGAGCAGUUGUUAGGUACAACAGAGCCCUCAGAAAAUGAUCAGUCUGAUGAAGCAUCCGAAGCAAAAACAAAAACUUGUAAAAGACCUGGAAAGCACCCAACGGCUUGGAGUAAAACAAAGAGCCAUAAACAGUUUUCACAUCAUACUCAGCAGUCAUCCAGCUGCUAGCAUUUGCCAUCUAAUUAUACAUAUAGUAUAUAAAUCAACUCUACAGAAACUGAUGUGCUACUUUGGAAUGUGUAUUAUAGUUGUUAUUGGUUAGUGUCAGUGUUGUAUCCAUGUACAUAAUGUGUAUUUAAUGAGUUGACUUACUUUAUAAGACAUAUGAUGGGCAUAUGAACAAGUUUUAUAUUUUGCCAAGUGAGUGAUGCCAUAUCAUGUGCUGGGAAAGUCUCCCAGGGACAUCAAUCGGUGCCAAAGCCUUACACAACCCGUCCCUCAAUAGACAUUCCCCCCCUCCCCCUUAACAGUUCAAAGAUUAAAGAAUUGCAAACUUGUGUAGUGAUUGCUGUACUGAUCCUGCCUCGGGAUUUUCAUUGAAUAUAAAAUGUUUAAUUGUAUAGUAAUACCUGAAGGUGAUCAAAAUUGCUAUAUUUAUUGUUUUGAAUAUGGUUCUGUGCAGUAGUUUAGGUUUCCUAACUUUUUAUGAAGUAAAAAUUUGAACAGAAGUCGUACUAAAUAGCGAAAAGCGUUUCGAAGCUGAAUUACAAAAUAUUGUUGUGAAAGCUUGUGAAUGUGAUAUCACACGACCCUUAUAUAAGUAUUAGCGUUAAUGAAUAUCACUGACAAAUACUUGGACAGUUUUUCAAGUGCUCCUUUGUACAUUUAUGGUAUUAAUGGAUGUGGGAAGGACUACGAAACCCAUCGUAUGUUUUCUCGUAUGUUUUCAGCUGCAGAAUAAGUCACUAUAGUGAUUCAUAGUGUAAAAGUAACAUAGUCAAUUUUUUUUAUUCAUUUUAUUAUGUUUUUGAGUUCCCAGUUGACUGUAUAAAUGUAUAAUAUGUGUAUGAGUGUGUUAUGUGCCACUGCUGCCUGUGAUAAAUAUAAGCAACACGUGUAUAUCAUUGUGGCUUAUGUGCUUUACGGAAAGACUGACUACCCUGUACUGUCCAGAUCACCAGUACAAAAGAGUAGCUUUGUGACCAACACUGUGGCAUAUUCUCAUUCCUCAUGUCCAAGUUGAGUCGUUUCUUGUGUCGGAACGACCGUCAAUUCUCUUAGUCCACAAGUACGUUACGUUUUGUCAAUUUGUGCCACAAACUGUAAACACUGGUUGUGUUUUUCUGUAUAUUGUGAUAUAUAUUAUAUGAGUAUUGUAAUAUAUCAAUUGUAUUAUAUAUAGAGUUUUUCUUAA